Molecule: messenger RNA, 1772 nt
Organism: Zophobas morio
Lineage: Eukaryota; Metazoa; Arthropoda; Insecta; Coleoptera; Tenebrionidae
Product: growth/differentiation factor 8-like
Exons: 4
Coding region: 120-1325 (401 amino acids)
Cellular component (GO): extracellular region
Molecular function (GO): growth factor activity; cytokine activity
Source: RefSeq, a predicted model, not a curated record
AUGCUAAGAACUUGAGAGUGGGGAAUCAAAACGAUGUGUUUUAAGAGUGCAGUUCUCAGCAACAAUCUAGUUUAAAUCAUCUGUAAACAAGCAAGUGUCGUUAGUACACAAAAUCAAUAAUGGGCACCAAAGACGUUAUUUUGGUGUUAUUCUUAACAUCGUUGAUCGUACAAAUUGAGAGUGGGCCGCGAAGUUUACGUUCAGUUUUCAGUGAAAUUUUCGUACCGGCGGAAAAUCCGUCCGCGGAAAACAACAUCAUGAAAAAGACGAAUGAAGUGGAAGUUCCACUUGUGAGUCCUUAUUCAGUUAGUGAGAAGGAAUUCAACGCGCUGAGGAUCGAAUACAUCAAGAACCAAAUUCUGAAAAAGCUCAGAUUGAAAGAAAAACCGAGCAUUGCUUUCGCCGAGCUUCCACAACCCUUGAAAGAGAACGAUAAUCUGAUACCUGACCAAGAUGACAAUUCGCUAGGUGGUUACUCGGACGAUUUCUACGGAAAAACAACGCAAGCUAUUAUUUUUCCUUACGAAGAUGAAGCUAAAUGUCUAAGGAAGAUUCGUUUCCCUUCGGCUUGUGUUCCCUUCCAAAUGCCAAACGACAUUCACGCAACUGAUGUAAGCUUAGUUGAACUUUGGUUCCAUAAAGUGCCAGAUAAUCUAGACUCCCACAAUCAAACAAUCGUAGUAUCGGAAGUGGCCCACUGGGACACGAACAGGAGCUUCCAAAAAACCAAGCCCAUCGCCAUUCAAGAAACAAGUCUUACAGAGGGUUGGCUAAAGGUCGACGUGACUUUUGUGGUGAAAAAUUGGCUGGAUUAUCAGGAUUCUCCAACUCAUGCUAUCAGCGUGGCCUGCAAAACUUGUGGAAUGGACAAGAACCAAUCUCCGAUCUCCUUCUCUGCAAAACUGAAGCCUUUUUUGGUUAUAUACACCCACUCCCAGCAAAGAAGGGCUCUCCACCGUAGACCCAAAAGACAAAUCAACUGUGGUGUCGGUGUCGGCGAGUGUUGCAGAGAAAGCUUCUACGUCUCCUUCGCAGAUAUCGGCUGGGACGACUGGAUCCUGGGACCAGAAGGCUACAACGCCUAUUUUUGCAAAGGCUCCUGCGUCACAGCUACAGCCUUAGCCCUAAGUGCGACGCAACAUAACAAUAUCUUACGUAAAGUUAUGUAUGGGCAAAGUAAGAGCAGAGGGUCUAGACCAGAAUAUACCCCGUGCUGUGCAGCGACGCAGUUCCAGCCAUUGCAGCUAAUUUACAAGUCCAACAACAACACUGUGAAGAAGGACCUUCUACCAAAUAUGAUAGUGGAUAGUUGUGGUUGUAUGUAGCGGAUUUGGCAAUAGUGAUAAAAGUUAGCAGUAUUUUAUUUGCGCGAUUUGGAGUUUGGACCAAAGCGGAACCAAAGAGGAAAUUUUCGUUUUAGAAUUUUUCCCUGAAGCAAGGUGUGAUUUUGUGUGUCUGUGUGUUAAUUUAUUUUCUAGAAAAUUGUACUGUCUUUAUUCAAUUGUAACUUAAUAUUUAUUUAAUAUUAUAUAUGUACUUUUAAGUAAAGAAACGAAUGUAUGUUUUUUCACUUUGGACAAAGUGAAUUUAAGCAUGAAAGGAGAUAAAUGUUGUAAUAUCUUAUUGACAAAGCGAGGACGGCUACUUAAUAGUCUUAUCAAGAAGCAAGGAUUCCACUUUCUUCAUUGCUUUACUGUAAUCUCAAAAUUUUGUGUAGUGUUAAUUUUCCAUGUAAAUUUCGACACUGGGUUAUAUUAAAUUUAACCAUUUUA